Molecule: messenger RNA, 1290 nt
Organism: Thalassophryne amazonica
Lineage: Eukaryota; Metazoa; Chordata; Actinopteri; Batrachoidiformes; Batrachoididae
Gene: shisa4
Product: shisa family member 4
Exons: 5
Coding region: 253-840 (195 amino acids)
Source: RefSeq, a predicted model, not a curated record
GCUCAUUCGUGUAGCAGUGAUUAAAUCCGACGUUUCGCGCAGUACGUGAAUGCAGCAUUCUCCCCGUCCCGCUUGAACGGCGUCACAUCGCUUCGAUGUGUCAUUUGUACGGAUAAAUUACCGCUCGGUGACGCCGUCCCGUCUCCUGCAGCUCCUGAGCCCGGAUAAUGCGUAACAACAUUUAGUUACGCAUUAUUAUUUAAAUCUGUGCUCGCUCAGUGUGCUUUAAGGCCGACGUUUCGGACGGGCAACAUGUCUGUUAGCGCGUUGACUUUGGCGCUGCUGACCGUCGUUCUCUGUACCUCUCAGGUCAGUGGAAAUGAGGACUGUCUGUGGUACGUGGACAAAAAUGGCACGUGGCACAAUGGUUUUGACUGCCCUCUCAUCACGUUCUGCUGUGGGAACUGCAACCGACGCUACUGUUGCAUGGAUGCCUUCAAGAUGAUCACAGAAAGGGAGCAGAAACGCUGCAUGCUUUUCCAGUUCAGCCCCACUACUCUAGCUGGAAUCGCCUCCUCCAUUCUCCUCUUUGUUGCGAUCAUUGCAACCAUGGUGUGCUGCUUCAUGUGCUCUUGCUGCUACCUCUACCAGAGACGGCAGCAGAGGGGAAGGACACCAUAUGAUGUUCAGCAGAUCGCAAUGGCCAGCUACCCAGUGGAGCCCAUGUAUGAUCCCUACGGAAAACCCCUAGGACACUCAGCAUAUCCGCAUCCAGCCUACCCAGUGGCACCCCAGUAUCCAGUGAUGCAGCCUGGGCCUUAUCCUCCACAUCCAGUGACAGAUCCUAUAUACAGUCAGGCUCCCCCGCCGUAUUCUCCACCGCAGUACUCUGGACAGUGAUGGGCUUGGCUACGUUGCAGUGGAACACAACAGCAGCUGAAAGAAAUGACUGUUUGAAAAGGAGAAGGCAGCAACAUUCGCUGAUACACUCAUACAUUUACACAAACACUACAGCUUGCCUAGCAGCAGUUUGACAGAGAACCAGAAGCACUUUAAGAGUUUUUAUUUAGUUUCAACACUUAUCCUACUUUAAUGGGGUAUUUUACUUGAGUCUAACUUGGUUCUUCAACCCUGACACCUGAUCCAAGCAGAAAGGUACCCGGUUGGCAUCACCACGCCACCGCUCAAUAACAGGGUGUCAGCUAAAGAGAGGGCUGAUUAUCUUUGGUAAAAUGUGUUUGUCGAAUUUAAAAUGCACUGUUUCUUUACUAAAGGGAAAAUGCUUGCUCACAAUUUGCAUAAACUGGGGAUAUGCUUAAAGUAGUGCAGCAGAUAACUGAAACAAUCCUG